GCUACAAACUAGCUACAAAACGUGGUUUAAGUUAUGCAGAAAUUAAUGUCUAUUUAGUAGCUAAAAAACGACCCCUUAUUGUAUAUUCAAGUUGCAAAAUCGAAGUUAUUUCGUCAUUCAUGGCUUCUGCACCUAAUUCUAGAUUAGCAAUCAUUAGUAGACACUUUACAUCAGCAACUUCUGCCUCUAAGCAUGGCCCUAAUGGUCAAAAUUUGGGGUGGAUUAAGAUAUCUCCGGAGGUUUCCAUAGCAUUAAAACAUGGAAGCCCGAUUGUUGCAUUGGAAUCGACUAUAAUAUCUCAUCGAAUGCCAUAUCCUCAGAAUUUCGAGACAGCAAAAGAGUUGGAGGUCAUUGUGAGGGAGAAUGGAGCCAUACCUGCCACUAUAGCUAUUCUGGAUGGCGUACCACGCAUAGGUGUCUAUCUGAGACUUCGCUUUAUCGUGUUCUUUUCUCUUUUCUCAUUUCUUGGCUUGACUACUGAAGAACUAGAGAAUCUAGCACGUCUUGGUAGUCAAGCUCGGAAAACUGCUAGUAGAGACAUUGCGCUUGUUAUGGCAGGCAGAGAGAAUGGGGCAACUACUGUCUCUGCAACAAUGUAUCUUGCUUCAAUGGUUGGUAUUCCAAUAUUUGUGACCGGUGGUAUUGGAGGAGUUCAUAGACAUGGAGAGAACAAUGCAAACAUAAGACUUGAGCGAAAGAGUGGAAUCUUGAUAGCAGUCCCCAUUCCAAACGAGCAUUCCGCUUCUGGAAGUUUGAUUGAGUCGGCAAUACAGCAAGCUCUCCAAGAAGCACGAGAGAAGAAGAUUAUUGGCAAUGCUGAAACUCCAUUCUUGCUUGCAAGAGUGAAUGAACUUACUGGUGGAGCAUCUCUGUCUUCAAACAUCGCACUCGUGAAAAAUAAUGCCAGUGUCGGUGCUAAAAUUGCUUUUUCGCUUGCCCAGCUUCAAAAGCAUAGCGAUAAAAGUGACAUGUGCUAAGAAGAGCGGGUGUUGUUACUUCUCAUGUUGUAAUACUCUUAUAUUUCCUUCUCCUUCCAAUCAACUAAGCAGUUUAAGCUCUUUGAUUCUGAAGGAAGCAGUGACCUCGGCAAAUAGUAAGCGUCUUGCGGCCGAUGUGAUUACCAGCCAAAGGGCAAAAAGACGGGUUGAAUGCGACUCUACCAAUACCAAACUCCUCUGGAGCAAGGAAAAGCAACUCUACCUAGUAGUACUGUAUAUGGAGCAGAAACAGUGUUCAAAAGUACUGCAUAUGUGGUGUUCAACGUGCGCUUCAUAGAGUCGAAUGUAUAGAGUAUUUCAUAUAAUUGAUUGCAACUACUUUGUGACUGAGGCAGAGUGAACACACAGUGGACAUAUUCAAUGGCUCCCACAUCUUGAUUGUGUUUUUAGAAGUCCUCAGGUGGAACUUUUCUCAUUUACUAUUUUCUACAUCACCAAUCACCAUAGGCAGCUUAGAUAAAUGCAAAAUUUCUUACUGUAUUAAUAUUAUUUUCAUAAUUUGUGGUGUCCAGGGUAGUUUGUGCACUUAUUGACUAACUAGUGAAUAUUUCCCGCUUCGCGCGGUUAUAAAUGUCAUUGAAUUUAGAAAUCUUUCAUAAA
Lycium ferocissimum is the source of this 1598-nucleotide messenger RNA. RefSeq names its product pseudouridine-5'-phosphate glycosidase-like. NCBI's taxonomy places the organism in Eukaryota, Viridiplantae, Streptophyta, Magnoliopsida, Solanales, Solanaceae. The transcript is spliced from 10 exons. The record is from RefSeq and is a predicted model, not a curated record. Gene Ontology annotation, molecular function: pseudouridylate synthase activity. Bases 120 to 977 code for a protein of 285 amino acids.